This is a messenger RNA of Manis javanica (Malayan pangolin), 834 nucleotides long. It is a transcript of the gene EDA2R, whose product is annotated as ectodysplasin A2 receptor. The record is from RefSeq and is a predicted model, not a curated record. Lineage: Eukaryota; Metazoa; Chordata; Mammalia; Pholidota; Manidae. Gene Ontology annotation, molecular function: protein binding; signaling receptor activity. Gene Ontology annotation, cellular component: plasma membrane. Gene Ontology annotation, biological process: positive regulation of canonical NF-kappaB signal transduction; positive regulation of JNK cascade.
AUGGAUUGCCAAGAAAAUGAAUACUGGGACCAAUGGGGACACUGUGUCACCUGCAAACUUUUUUGGCCUGGACAAGAGCUCUCCAAGGACUGUGGUUAUGGAGAGGGUGGAGAUGCAUACUGCACAGCCUGCCCUCCCUGCAGAUAUAAAAGCAGCUGGGGCCACCAUGGAUGUCAGACUUGCAUCACCUGUGCUGUCAUAAAUCGUGUCCAGAGUAACUGUACAGCCAACUCUAAUGCUGUCUGUGGAGACUGUCUGCCUAGAUUCUACAAAAAACCACGUAUUGGAGGCCUGCAGGACCAAGAGUGCAUCCCAAGCACAAAGUGGACCACCACCUCUGAGAUUCAGUGUGCCUUCCAGUUGAGUUUAGUUAAAGAUGUACUCACAGUGCCCCAUCAAGAGGUCACACUUCUUGCACUGGUGAGAAGUCUGUUUGGUGGUAUUUACCUUGGCCUUCCUGGGCCCUUCUUUCUCUAUUGCUAGUGGCUCUUCAACAGACAUUGCCAGCGUGUCUGCAGCGGUGCGACUGAACAGCCCGGGCACGGCUCGCAUGCACCGGUGGAAGUGAAGCCAGAGCCUGGUAGAAGCCUGUAUGGAAAAGCCCUGCGUGCACCGGCAGCAGAGCCAGAGGGAGCAGGCACACUCCCAGGAGCUGACUGGAAUCCGAGCCCAAUGCACAGCCACCAGGGCCAGAAUCAAAAGCCGCUGCUGCCACACAUCUGCCCAGCAGGGUCACCACUAACAUGGAGGAGUGCACCUGGCCUGCCUGCCACUCCCUGCAAGGAUCCGCGUUGCUCUGACAGACACCCGGCCCACAGCAUCUUAGGAGAUUAA